AGUGUGCGCUGGCCCUUUAAGAGUUUAAGGAUUUGGGAGUGACGCGGAUAUGAAACCUAGUUUAUCUUUCCUUCCCUUCGCUAUGAAAAAUAUUUGGACAAACUAGACUAACAGCUGUGUGUAGACGUAAUUGGCUAAUUAUGUUACCGGUUUACACGACUUGUUGAAGGAAGCGACGCUUCUACGAAGAAGUAUUUGCUUCCCUCCCACCCUCCUCCUUCUCCUCCUCCACCGCCGCCGCCGCCGCCUCGGGAUUAUACUCGGAUAACUUUGGAGAAGUUCUUUGUAUUCGGGGCGGUCGAUAAGGCUUGACGGCCAGCGGGCUGAACAUGGACUGGGGCACCGAGCUUUGGGACCGAUGUGAUGUCAUCGAGAAGCACACGCACUCCGGUCUGGAGCUGGCGGAGAAGUAUGUCAAAUUUGUGAAGGAGAGGACGGAAAUUGAGCAAAGCUAUGCCAAGCAGCUGAGGAACCUGUCAAAGAAAUUUAAUCUAAAACGGUUGGGCAAAGAUGAGCCAGAUGGCAGGUUCACCAGCUACCAGUCCUUUUUGGACAUCCUGAAUGAGAUGAACGACUACGCCGGCCAGAGGGAGCUGGUGGCUGAGAACAUGCUGAUGAACAUUUGUGCCGAGCUCACCAAGUACCUGCAGGAACUCAAGCUGGAGCGGAAGUCGUAUCUGACGGAGGCCAAAAAGGCCCAGCAGGCGUUGGAGAGCACCAGCAAGCAGCUAGAAACCAGUAAAAAGCGUUUUGAGCGAGAAUGGCGAGAAGCAGAGCGUGCGGCGCAGUAUGCCGACAAGACAGAUCAGGACAUCAACGCCACGAAGGCGGAUGUUGAAAAGGCCAAACAGCAGGCUCACAUGAGGGCACACGUCGCAGAGGAGUGUAAGAAUGACUACGCCGCGCAACUCCAGAGGUUCAACAAGGAGCAGAAGCAGUUCUAUUUCACCGACAUGCCGCUAAUCUUUAAUAAACUGCAAGAACUUGACGAGAGGCGAGUUCGUAAGUUGGCACAGGGCUACGUACUUUUCUCCGACACGGAGAAGCAGGUGAUGCCUAUCAUCGGCAAAUGCUUGGACGGGAUCACCAAAGCCGGCACGAAUGUUAACGAGAAAAAUGACUCCAUGAUUGUCAUCGAGCAGAACAAGUCAGGAUUCGAGCGUCCGGGCGAUGUGGAGUUUGAGGACUUCAGUCAGGGCAUCAAUCGAGCGUCGUCCGACAGCAGCCUCGGGACGCCCAAAGGCCCUAUGGACCUUUUGGGGAAGAAUCGAAGCAAAAACUUUUGGCUUUUCAGCAAAAAAACAAAGCUCUCCCCUUCCUUGCUCCCACCUUUGUUCACACCUCCGGCCCCCUCACCCUCCAACGGACCCCCUUCCCCCAAGUUUGGCCGGGACCCCCUGUCGUACUAUUUGAAGGAGAUCAAUAAGACAGUCAAACCCAGAAUCUCGUCCUUCCGCACACUCAGGAGAUCGAAGUUCACCCCAGAGAGGCUCCCCUCGCCCGUGGUGACUGAGGACUUCACCCACCUCCCCCCAGAGCAGCGUAGAAAGAGACUGCAGCAGAAACUGGAUGAAAUUGGCAGAGAUUUGCAGAAGGAAAUAGAUAGUAGUGAGGCCCUGGGGAAGAUGAAGGAUGUUUAUGAGAAAAAUCCUCAAUUGGGAGACCCCACAAGUCUGGCAUCCCAAAUCAGUCAGACGGCCCAGAAUAUAGAACGUCUCCGUGGGGAGCAAAGCAAGUAUGAGAUAUGGCUAGCUGAAGCGGGAGGUCGAGGAGACACACCGCGUUAUAAAUCUCACUCCUUCAACAACAACGAAGCUCACGAAACGCUCAGUCCCGAUGGCGCUCAUUCUGACGGAGGCACACCCGACGCCUCCCACGCCAUCUAUGCCGAGUUUGAUGACGACUUUGAGGACGAGGAAGUCACGGCUCCGAUUGGGAACUGCACCGCCCUGUACAACUUUCCCGGCGCCAGCGAAGGCACCAUCUCCAUGCAGGAAGGCGAAGUUCUUGCGGUGGUGGAGGAAGACAAAGGCGACGGCUGGACACGUGUACGUCGUAGCAAUGGCGACGAAGGCUACAUCCCCACUUCCUACGUCACCAUCUCCCUCAAUAAAUGACACGCGGAGCGAGAGAGAGAGAGGGACACAAACAUUUCUUUCCCUAACGGGAACCAUCACGAUACACAACGGCAGCGCUUAUGAGCGGGGACCAGGAAGUAGGGAGAGUUCCAUAUAAGGUAAAUUGUCUCCUCAAUUAGCCAUAGCACGGUGCUAACGACAAAUGCCAGUUAACCACAGCACGGGCAACCACGGCGAUGUAACCUUUUCAAUGAAAACAUGUAAGUAUGCAACAUUUUUAUGUCGCUUUAAUAAGCACAGGCGGGAUCGGGAAACGUCUCUUAGAGGAUUGGAUGACAUUUUGCUGACAAUGGCAGCCAUAUCACAUGACUUUACAUCCCACCUAUAGCAUUAAAGGAAAGGACAUAGGGCUUGUAUGCUAAAUGUAAUUUAUUGCAAAGCUUUAUGUCCAAUUUGUCAGCGUUUUUUUUUUUUUUUAACUUACACACACACACACACAGUGGCGGGCAAUGUAGUCACAAAAGGGAGCAGAUAUAGUGACUUGUAUUUAUGUAAAUAUAUCCUUUAGAUACCACUAUUGUCUUAUUUAACCAUCAAUAAUGGUGAUGCUCGUCAUUUUCUUCACACAUUCUAAAGUUUUUAAAAUGUUUUUGGUGCCUUUCAGGUUUAAAUCAUCAUUAUUAUUAUUAUUAUUAUUGUGUGUGUACACACACUUAUAGCAUUUUUACAUUAAGAUAUUUUCUUGGUUCAAAACGAAAUAAAUCUGGAGCACAUUUCAAAGAUAUACGCCUCAUUUAUGCUGUUAUGGAAUCAUUUGUUAUAUUUUCUAUGCCACUUAUUCUUAAUAGGGUCAUGGAGUGUGCUGGAGUCUAUCCCAGGUUGACUUGGAGCAAGAGGAGGGGUACACCCUGGACUGGUGGCCAGCCAGCCAGCCAAUCACAGGGCACAUAUAGACAAACAACCAUUCACACUCACAUUCAUACCUAUGGACAAUUUGGAGUCGCUAAUUAAGCUAGCAUGUUUUUGGAAUGUGGGAGGAAACCGGAAUACCCGGAGAAAACCCACGCAUGCACGGGGAAAACAUGCAAAUUCAGGGAAUUGAACCCAGGUCUGUAGCCAAAAUGCUAACCUAACCACUCAACCAUCGUGCGUCUGUACCACAACAUUUUUCUACCGCUUAUCCUCACGAGGGUCGCAGGAGGGUGCUGUGGAGCCUAUCCCAGCUGUCUUCAGGGCUGAGAGGCGGGGUACACCUUGGACUGGUGGUCAGCCAAUCACAGGGCACAUAUAGACAAACAACCAUUCACACUCACAUUCAUACCUAUGGACAAUUUGGAGUCGCCACCUCGCAUGUUUUUGGAAUGUGGGAUGAAACCGGAGUAACCGGAGAGAACAUGCAAACUCCACACAGAGAUGGCCGAGGGUGGAAUUGAACUCGGGUCUCCUAGCUGUGAGGCCUGUGUGCUAAACACUCGACCACUGUCCAGCCUGCUUAGACAAGUUUUCAUUCAUUCAUUAAUUUUCUGCCGCUUAUCCUCACAAGGGUCGCGGGGGGCGGGUUGCUGGAACCUAUCCCAGCUGUCUUCAGGCGAGAGGCGGGGUACACCCUGGACUGGUGGCCAGCCAAUCACAGGGCACAUAUAGACAAACAACCAUUCACACUCACAUUCAUACCUAUGGACAAUUUGGAGUCUCCAAUUAACCUAGCACCGAGCGGGGAAUCGAACCCAGGUCUCCUAGACAAAAUUAUGCAUGUAAUGUGAUCAUUAUUUAUAGCUUUCUUUCAGGUCUCUCAAGGUCCAUUGAUGCUAUUUUUUCAGUAUGGAUUUGUAAAAAGGUGUUCUGUUAUGUUUCCACUAGAUGGCACUAUUGCUAUCUUUACAUAGUAAAAUUCCAUUCAAACUCUUUGCAAGAUUAUGUUUUCAACACAGGUCUUGUGGCACAUUUGCAAGACUCAUUAGAUAGCACAUUAGAUUUGGAGGAUUUAGAUUUAGUUGAAAGUAUAACCGAGCUUCUUUAGAGCCAAAAGAACAUCCUGCUAUCUAGGAUGAGAUCAUUUGAAUGCAAAAAGCCUUUAAAGGUCAUACAUUAUAUUGGAAUAUGGGAUGCUACAGAAUGUGGCAUGCUGCCGCCUCAGAUGAUGACUUCCAUAGGAUUCACAACUUUCACAUCUCACUUUAGUCUUAAACUGUGUAAAAGUGUAAAAAGAAGCUAAAUUGCGGUACUCAACUUGAGCUCUGCUCAAUUUGCAGUAGAGGUGAUUUAAUAGAGUUUUGAUACAGUUACCUGAUCUCACGGCUAAUGGCUGGGAUUACAUCGCCGUGCUUCAUUGGCUCGGAACAUUCAUAAAAAGAACACAUCUCUCAUACUGCUGAAAUUGAUUAGCAUAUUGCUGAAAAUGAUUAGCGCCGUCAGCUCUGUAGAAGGAAUAAAUCACAAAUUAGCUGCCUCAGUCAUAGGAGCAUUUUAUUAUACAUUUUAUAUAUAUUUUUUGCAUUUAGUGUGACUGUAUUUAUGUGGUUCAUUAAUAUUAAAAAUUAUUCUGAAAUAAACUGGGAAUAAAAUAAUUCUGCCUUGAAAUAAAUCAAAUAUAUUCUAAAAACAAAUUAAAUAAUAUAACACAUUUAUUUCAGUGUUGGCUUCUUAUUGUUGUUUUUUUUAAGAAAUGUGUCUGUAAAUAAUAAUACAAACAUGUU
Molecule: messenger RNA, 4774 nt
Organism: Doryrhamphus excisus (bluestripe pipefish)
Lineage: Eukaryota; Metazoa; Chordata; Actinopteri; Syngnathiformes; Syngnathidae
Gene: trip10a
Product: thyroid hormone receptor interactor 10a
Biological process (GO): signal transduction
Molecular function (GO): protein binding
Source: RefSeq, a predicted model, not a curated record